AUGAAGGGACAGGUGGAUAUUUUAUUUAAUAUUGGGUUUAAAGUUGGCCUGCAAUGGGGUCCCUGUGUAGAACAAUUUACCCCAUCCAUCUUACGAAAGCUAUCGAAUCUUAAGAAAAUGGUGAGGGUUGUGCUAUUGACUUUACUCUUCUUGAUUACGUUAGAUUCUUGCCAUGGUAAAUGCUCAAAUGUAAGCUCCAGCUUCAACACAAAUUUUAGAACCCUUUUGGAUUUGCUUACCAAAAACGCACCUCUUCGUAACGGAUUCUACGAAACAAGCGUCGGGAAUAAGUCAGAUCAAGUUUAUGGCGUUGUUCAAUGUAAAGCUAACAUAUCCUCGUCGAACUGUGCCAACUGUUUGAAAUCGAAUACUGAAUCCUUUGACGGGUGCCCAGAAGGCAGAAGCAUGGCUACUAUAUCCACUUUCUGCACUUUGAAGUUUUCCGAUGAGAAUUUCUUCGGAGUUUGGGAUAACUUCUCAUCAGCAACAUUUGGCCACAACGGAUUGGAUAAUCCAACGGUGUUUUCAAAAGGGUAUCUGAUGAUGCAAGAUUUAGCUAGCAAAGUUCCUGAUCAACCAUUGAUGUAUCAAGCAACCGAUGUUAAUGUUGGAGAGGAUGGGAAACGAUAUGGUUUGGCUCAGUGCAGUAGAGAUUUGAGCAAGUUGAAUUGUCAAAACUGUUUGGAGGAUCGAUUGGUGAAUUAUAGAUCUUAUGUUGAGAAUAGAACUGGGUGGGAGAUUCUUGGGAUCAGUUGUAGUAUGUGGUAUUCUAAUGUUUCAGACACUUAUUCUCCAGGAGUGACUGCUCUCACGCCAUCUGAGACUGAGAGUCACGUUCCAUCCGGUUUACCUACUGUUACUUCAGGAGGUUGUAAAAGCCAUGGACGAAGUGGAAUUUUGGGCAGCGUCAGCAUCGGCACUAGCAUUUUCACAGCUUUGUUAGCUAUACAAGUUUUCGAGAUGCUAUCGUGAAUCAUGCAGUAUCGGAUGCUAGAGUUACUUAUGCCAUAUGAACAAGUGCCAUGUCAAAUAAUAUCCACAUCAACUAACCGGCUAUAAUAAUGUUUCCUAUGACGAAUAUUAGAAAUUUUAUUUCAGUUGUAUAAAAUAGAAAAUUUACUUGAUCUUGAAGUGUGAAAUGAUAACUGUAGUCAGAAAGAAUCACUGCAUAAAUGAUAUAUGAUAACUGCUUGGAGCAUAUUCAUCCA
Messenger RNA from Lactuca saligna, 1208 nucleotides. Lineage: Eukaryota; Viridiplantae; Streptophyta; Magnoliopsida; Asterales; Asteraceae. The record is from the annotation of a GenBank genome assembly.